AUGGCUCCGCUGGGUCACGCUGCUAGCGUGCCCAGCGUUCCCGGUCGGAAGGUCGAGGAUUUUCAGCAGCUCAGCUUCCUACGAGAGCACGUCCGCGGUCUCUGUCGUCUCAACCAUUCCCGCUUUCCCGGAGCCCAGCCCGUCUCGUUCGAAAAGACAUCGAUCGGUCUACUGCAGUCCGAAGACUACUGGGUGUGCGAAAAGUCGGAUGGUCAACGUGUCCUAAUUCUCAUCGUCAUACCUGCCUCUACGGGCGCUCAAGAGGUCUUCCUGAUCGAUCGAAAGAACGACUACUACCAGGUCGAAGGCGUCGUCUUCCCGCACCACAUGCCCAAGGAUCCCGAGGUGGCCCGCGUCAACGGCAUGCGCAAUCAUACGCUGAUGGACGGAGAACUGGUCAUCGAUACCGAUUCGAGCGGCAAGCAGAAACUCGUCCUGCUUCUCUUUGACCUCAUCGUGCUGGAUCGCGAGCUGCUCGCCAGUCGACCCCUCAGCAAACGCUACGGACGCCUCAAGACUUUCGUCUAUCCACCUUACGUAGACUAUCUCAAGCGAAAUCCUGCAGCUGCCGCACGGCGCCCUUUUGACGUGCAGGUCAAAAAGAUGGACCUUGCAUACGGUAUUCAGAUGGUUCUGUACGAGACGGUGCCCAAUCUGCUUCAUGGCAACGACGGUCUCAUCUUCACCUGUCUUAACAGCGGUUACGUGAUGGGUACCGACCCCAAGAUUCUCAAGUGGAAGCCGCCGAACGAGAAUACGAUCGACUUCAAGCUGAUCCUCCGCUUCCCGCCAGACCUGGAACGUGAUCCACGCGGCAACUUGCCGAAUCUGUCCGUCAUGCCCUUCUUCGAGCUGCACCAGUAUUUGGGCGAUUCGGCCCACGAAGACUACGAGUUCUUCGACGAGCUGUGGGUGGAGCCUGAGGAGUGGAGGCAGAUGGUCGAAUCGGGAGAGCAAUUCGACGACCGCAUCGUCGAGUGUGUCUGGUCGGUCGAUCCGCAGCCAGCCACCGAGCCAUACCUCUCGCGGGAGUUGUCGCUGCCGCCAAGAUGGCGGAUGAUGCGUAUUCGUGAUGACAAGCAUCACGGCAAUCAUCGCUCUAUCGUCGACAAGAUUCUCAAGUCGAUUCGCGAUGGUGUCGACGCCGACGAGCUUGUCAGCGCAGCGCCCGCCAUCCGAGCAGCUUGGAAGACAGCUGAGAGAGAGAAAUUGCGUCAAGGAGCCGGCCAAGCACCAGCACCCACCUCAACGUCGUCGGUGCAGAGUUCCGCUCAGCAUCAGUCUGGAACGCCCAAAACCAUUGGUACCCAGCCCUUUGACCCGUCGCUGCCGUUCGGCGGCAUGGCAUACCAAGGCGUCAAAGGAAAGGCGCCGCCACUCGGCUCGGGUGGUCCGCCUGGCUUGAUACGCAGGUGCCCCCUUGUCGACGGUGCCCAACUAGACACUCGUGAACAACCUUAUCUUUCGACAUCGAGGCGCAAGGAACUCUCCUCGCUAAAGAUCGACAAACUUCAGCUCAGCGAUGACGCGGUCUCCAUCGCAGCCCAGUAUACCGCCGGCAAAGCGAUCCUUGAUCGUCAGACCGGAGAGUCGGUCUCACUCGGCAGUCAGAUCAGCCUCGAUGCUGCCAGUCUUCAGUCAGCUGCCCAGGGGACAGACACUGCGUCGACCUCAUCGUCCGCGCACCAGUCAGUCUCCGCUAUCUCAGCUCAAGGUGUCCUGAAGAACUUCAACACGAUUGAAUCGUUUCGCAGCGCAGACAAGCAAUCCAUCUUUGACGACACGCUUCGCCACCUCUGGAAAGGGUUGAUCGACAGGCAACAAGAACCAGAACGAUUCCUUACAACCUUUUUGGCGCUUACGUUUGCAGACCUUAAGAAAUUCAAGUUCUACUACUGGUUCGCCUACCCUGCCCUAACAACCAGCCCGCCGUGGGAAGUGGUGGACGAUGGUCCAGACGGCAACGAAGCAUGGAAGGGAGUCUCGACGAAAAUCAGCGCCACACAGUGCGACGUGAUUACAGAUUGGAUCCAGCAGCAAAGCAUCGGAAGAGGCUUCUUCCUCUUCAAGGCGGUGAACAGCUCAGAUGCACGAUGCAGCAGGAUAUCAACGUACGAGUCUUUCUUUGAGGGAGUGCCGGAACAGGCGCGCUAUGUCGGCUUUGUCGAUCCCUCGGGCUCAUCACAGAUUCCGGGCUGGCCGCUGCGCAACUUCUUGGCGUAUCUGCACGCUCGCUUUGGUGUCGAGUCAGCUCAGGUCAUCUGCUGGAAGGACGACGUCGGAACAGCCGCCAGCGCGCCCACUCCGGGGAGGUUGAGAAGUGUGGUCGGACAAGUGCGUCUGCCCGCACCGCAGAGCGCUGACCGGGCUUCGGCAUCAGGACUGCGAUUCGACGGAAGACAAACGUGGCUCGCCUGCAAGCCAAGCGAUACCUCAGCGCCCAGUGGCGUUGGCUGGGAGCGCAACGCACAGGGCAAGCUCGCACCCAAGGUGGCCGAUCUGGGACCGCUGAUGGACCCGAGGAAGCUGGCGGAUCAGGCUGUCGACCUCAAUCUCAAGCUCAUGCGCUGGCGAAUCAUGCCAGAAAUCAAGCUCGAGACGAUCCAAAGCACACGAUGCCUCUUGCUCGGUGCGGGUACACUCGGGUGUUACGUAGCGCGCUCUCUCUUGGGAUGGGGUGUUCGACAGAUCACGUUGGUGGACUCUGCCAAAGUUUCGUUUUCCAACCCAGUACGGCAGCCGCUAUUUGACUUUGAAGACUGCCUGGAAGGCGGACAGCCCAAAGCCGAAUGUGCGGCCAGGCGAUUGAUGCGCAUCUACCCUGGCGUCGAUGCUAAGGGCAUCAGCCUCAGCAUUCCGAUGCCAGGACACCCGGUUGCGCCAAACACCGAACACCGGGUGAAGGAGGACGUCGAACGCUUGGAAAAGCUGGUGGACGAACACGACGUCAUCUACCUGCUCAUGGACUCGAGGGAAAGUCGAUGGCUUCCAAGUCUGUUGGGUGCUGCCAAAUCCAAGCUGGUCAUCAAUGCAGCACUCGGUUUCGACAGCUAUCUAGUCAUGCGACACGGGGGUCCGCCCAUAGCGGCCGAGGGAACAGAGGGGCGACCGGAUGCGAACAAAGGCAAGACCGCUGACCAGAGCUGGCACGGACGGCUAGGCUGCUACUUUUGCAACGAUGUGGUUGCGCCAUCCGAUUCCCUCACCGACCGAACGUUGGAUCAAAUGUGCACGGUGACCAGACCCGGCUUGGCCGCUAUUGCCGGCGCCUCUGCUGUUGAAUUGAUGGUGUCGGUGCUGCAGCACGAUCUCGGGGUAAACGCGCCUGCCACGGCGGGUGAAACAUCGAGGCAAGGCGUGGAAGAUGCGCAAGCGAUCGCAGAUGCCACCACAGUGCUCGGUAUCGUACCGCAUCAGCUUCGAGGCUUCCUUGCGCAGUUCCACACAUUGAGGGUAGUCGGUCAAGCCUACGAUCGUUGUACGGGAUGCAGUGCAGCUGUUGUGGAAGCGUACCGUGCCAGAGGCUUCGAGAUGCUGCUGAACGCUUUCAACGAAGACAAGUACCUGGAGCAGCUGACGGGGCUGGAUAAGAUGUAUCAGGAGGCGGAGGAGCUGGAAGCUGCGGUGGAUUGGGAUGUCGAGGAUGACGAUGAAGACGGGUUCUGA
Pseudozyma hubeiensis SY62 is the source of this 3666-nucleotide messenger RNA. RefSeq lists its product as hypothetical. The record is from RefSeq and is a predicted model, not a curated record. Bases 1 to 3666 code for a protein of 1221 amino acids. Gene Ontology annotation, molecular function: mRNA guanylyltransferase activity; ubiquitin-like modifier activating enzyme activity; ATP binding. Gene Ontology annotation, biological process: 7-methylguanosine mRNA capping. Lineage: Eukaryota; Fungi; Basidiomycota; Ustilaginomycetes; Ustilaginales; Ustilaginaceae. The transcript is spliced from 3 exons. Gene Ontology annotation, cellular component: cytoplasm.